AUGUCCAACGACAUUGUGGUCUCUAGUAGAUUACCAGAGUGGCGACGAUUAUGGUGCAACUGGCGUGGACUCCUCACCGAAUGCGAAACAUCCCUCCUACAGUCGAUGUCGUGGAUCUCCAACCAGGAGAAAAGGGCACCGGACUUCAGCUCUGAUAGGUUGCCGCAGCUCAAGGACCGACUUCUAGCACUUGAAGCCGACCGCAAGCGGCUGGCGCAACGAAUUGUGGCGAGCUUCGAAGCAUUAAUGUCGACGAUGUCGAUCAUCGAAAGUCGCAAUGCGGUAUCCCAAGGAGAGUCGAUUAGCAAGCUCACGGAACUUGCAUUCAUUUUUAUCCCUUUAUCUUUCGCGACGUCAUUCUUUGGGAUGGAAAUCAAAGAAUGGGAGGUGAAUAAGCCACGUAUAGGACAUUUCUGGGGCUUCGCAUCCGGUCUUUUGCUAGGCGCAUACUUCAUCCGCCUUGCUAUACGCUCCACGUUCAUCCAAGGGGGUCUUAAGAAGUUCAAACGCGCUCAUAUGGAAACUUGGAUGGCACAAUCGAAACUGGAAGCUGUGGCACCGGCUUCUAGUUAG
Molecule: messenger RNA, 573 nt
Organism: Tricharina praecox
Lineage: Eukaryota; Fungi; Ascomycota; Pezizomycetes; Pezizales; Pyronemataceae
Exons: 3
Coding region: 1-573 (190 amino acids)
Biological process (GO): metal ion transport; transmembrane transport
Cellular component (GO): membrane
Molecular function (GO): metal ion transmembrane transporter activity
Source: RefSeq, a predicted model, not a curated record